AUGGAAAUAAAAGUUUGCGGUGGAACAUUAAAGGUAUCUGGAUUCAUUAACAAUACGCCCUGUCAGUUCGUGGUAGACACUGGUGCUGACGUGACCAUACUGAGUUCUCGAGUAUUUCAUAAAGUGGAUUCUGCCGCAUCAGUGAAACAUAUGUCUACUGAUGGAGUUAUAAGAGGCUUGGACGGACAAAUAAUCCCCGUUAUCGGACAAGUCACUCUGGAAGUUACGCUGGGUGAAACGGUUUCUACAAUGGAUGUAUGGGUUGCUUAUAUUCAAGAAGAGUGUAUCCUCGGCGCGGACUUUUUGAAGAAGGAGGGUUGCAUUAUUGAUUAUCCAAGACAGACACUUCGAAUAGGCGAAACGGAAAUCCCGCUAAGAAUGGGUGGGGAAGAGUUGAAAUGUCUAAGAGUGGUCCUGGAUAAAGCUGUGAAAGUGCCACCAUUUACCGAAAUGGUCAUUCCCGCUAAACUUGAAGGUGACCGAGGUGGUGUUCGAUGGGGUACAACUGGUCCACCGAAUUUGGUACGAAGGGACGGCGACAUUGUUGUUGGCAGAACAGUUGUCGACUUGGACAAGGAUUACAUCCCUGUAAGAGUUGGAAAUUUGUCAUCCGGCCGGAAGAAACUAAAGAAAGGAACUGAGAUAGCUGUUUGUGAAGCUGCCGCGAGUAUAACGGCCACGAACAUGGCUAGCGAAGGAAAGGAGAAUCUCCAAACCUCGAAGAAAGAGCCUGUACCAGACUAUUUACAAUCCUUGUAUGAAAGUAGCACGGAAAAUCUUUGUGACCGCGACAAAGAGAAGGUUGCGGAGCUGCUGGUAUGUUUUCAAGAUGUGUUCUCCCAGGGAUCGGAUGAUCUUGGACGUGCGACGGGUGUGAGACACGACAUCGUCACGGGGAAUGCGGCGCCUGUGAAACAACCACCAAGAAGAAUUCCAGUCUCCAAGCGAGAAGAAGCGUCCAAAGCCAUCAAGGAUAUGGAAAAGCAAGGCAUAGUUGAACCGUCCACCAGUCCAUGGAGCUCGCCUGUUGUUCUUGUCAGGAAAAAGGACGGCUCUACCAGAUUUUGUGUUGACUAUCGUCGCUUAAAUGACGUCACUCGGAAAGACUCGUUCCCACUGCCACGAAUUGACGCGACCCUCGACGCUCUCAAUGGUGCCAGUUGGUUUUCUACAUUGGAUUUGAAAAGUGGCUAUUGGCAAGUUGAACUUGAAUCGAGUGCGAAAGAGAAGACUGCAUUUUCUGCGGGGAAAGGUUUGUGGCAAUUUAGGGUGAUGCCUUUCGGAUUGUGUAAUGCUCCCGCGACGUUUGAAAGGCUCAUGGAAGCCGUGUUGGCAGGACUUCCUUGGGAGACGUGUCUCGUUUAUCUCGAUGAUAUUAUCGUUCAUGCGGCUGAUUUCAAGAGUCACAUUAAGAAUUUGCGUCUAGUAUUGGAAAAACUCCGACAGGCAAACCUAAAACUUAAUCCAAAGAAAUGUAAACUUUUCCAGCAGCAAGUCCAGUUCUUGGGUUACACUGUGUCGAAACGUGGAAUAUCGGCGGAUCAAGAAAAGGUGAAAGCUGUUCAAAAUUGGCCACAGCCAACAAAUGUUCGUGAAGUAAAGAGUUAUCUGGGACUAUGUACCUACUAUCGACGAUUUGUUCCAGGCUUUGCGAACAUUGCCAAACCACUACACCUGUUAACCGAGAAGAAUGCGAGAUUCCAAUGGACAAACGAAUGUGAGGCAGCAUUUAAAUCGCUGAAACAACAUCUGACGAAGACCCCCACACUUGCAUAUCCUGACUUCCAGAAACCAUUCAUUCUUGACACAGACGCCAGCAACAUAGCCAUUGGUGGUGUUCUCUCGCAGAUUGUCGAUGGCGCGGAACGUCCUAUUGCCUACUUCAGUAAGACCCUGAGUAAACCUGAAAGUCAGUACUGUGUAACCAGAAGGGAACUGUUGGCGGUGGUUAAAGGGACAGAACAUUUUCAUCCUUACCUUUAUGGGAAUCGGUUUUUGGUAAGAACUGAUCACGCUUCUCUACAGUGGCUCCCCUCCUUCAAGAAUCCAGAAGGACAAAUGGCGAGGUGGUUGCAGAAACUGCAGCAGUACAACUUUGAUGUCGAACACCGCGCUGGAAAGCAUCAUGGAAACGCUGACGCCCUGUCCAGGAGACCAUGUGACCAAAACGGAUGCCGCUAUUGUGAGAAGAGGGAGGUAUUGGAAUGGCAGUUACGGGAAGAAGACUCUCGGCAUUCAGUUGUGGGCACGACUGGGCACCAGGUUGGCGCAGUUACUAGUGAUCAAGCGUGUUUUGAGCGUAUUGGACAAGCACAGCGUUCCGAUCCUGAAAUCCGUUGUGUGAUAACGUGGUUGGAGGAGUCGUUGACGAAGCCGGAAUGGCGAAAAGUGUCCUCCUAUAGUACUGCCGUGAAGUCGUACUGGGGCCAGUGGGAGUCAUUGAAACUACACGAGGGGAGAAUGUACAGGAUCGUGGACAACGACGCAGCUCAGCAGCUUUGGCAACUGGUUGUCCCGCAAGCAUUGCGAGGAACAGUCCUUCAACAGCUUCACAACAGUCCCACAGGUGGUCAUUUUGGUGUUACGAAGACAUUGGCUAAAGUUCGAGAAAGGUUCUUUUGGCCGAACUGCCGUCAGUACGUCGAAGAAUGGUGCCGAAAGUGUGACAAGUGUGCUUCUCGUAAAGGACCGAGUAAACGUCAAAGAGGACCGAUGAAACAAUUCAAUGUCGGCGCCCCGUUGGAAAGAGUGGCAGUUGAUGUGUUGGGUCCCUUACCAACGUCUUCUAGUGGUAACAAGUAUAUCCUAAUCCUUGGAGAUUACUUUACUAAAUGGGUGGAGGCAUACCCCUUAGAAAACCAACAAGCUGUGACUGUGGCAGAAGUGAUCGUAAAGGAGUUCGUUUCUCGUUUUGGUGUUCCUCUUCAGUUACACUCCGACCAAGGACGCAACUUUGAGGCAGAGCUGUUCCAGAGAAUGUGCGAACUGUUGGGAAUCGACAAAACUCGAACAACCGCGUUGCAUCCACAAUCUGACGGAAUGGUUGAACGAUUCAAUCGAACUCUGGAAAACCAGCUUGCGAUAUUUGUCGAACAAAAUCAAAGAGACUGGGAUAGGUGGAUACCAUUUCUAUUAUUGGCGUAUCGAACAUCAAUUCACGAGAGUACGAAGCAGACACCAGCAUGUCUUAUGUUUGAUCGAGAGGUGAGGCUGCCAAUUGACCUGUUGUAUGGUCGACCCCCUGGACCAGAGUUACCAAGUACAGUGGAUGAUUAUGUCAGUAAUCUACGGGGAAAGUUAGAAGAAAUCCACGAGUUUGCACGCAUUCGGAUGCGUGUUGCCAGCGAUCGAAUGAAACUUCGCUAUGAUGUUGGUACGACAAAAGCCGUCUUUUCUGAAGGAGAUGCUGUCUGGCUAUACAACCCAAAACGGAGAAAAGGUGUAUCCCCCAAACUUACUUGUGACUGGGAAGGACCUUAUGUUGUUCUUAAAAGAAUUAAUGAACUGUUGUAUCGAGUAAGGAAAUCUGCGAACGCUAAACCUCGUGUCGUACAUCGAAAUAGGUUGUGGCGCUAUCAAGGAACACUUAAUUAA
Messenger RNA from Paramuricea clavata, 3594 nucleotides. Lineage: Eukaryota; Metazoa; Cnidaria; Anthozoa; Malacalcyonacea; Plexauridae. The record is from the annotation of a GenBank genome assembly.